CUCCGCCGCAGAAGGGCGCCCGGGCCAGGGCUGCUGCUGCUGUUGCUGCUGGAGUGAGGUGCAUCGCCUGGGUUGCCAUCUGCAGCCCUCUGCUUGGCUCUCGGCCCUCCUUAGCAGCCACAAGCCCCCCCUCCUCCUCCUCCUCCUCCUCUUUGUGGCCCCCAUGAUGGCAGCCUUCCUUCUCCUCCUUCCCCCUGGCCCUGCCUGGGGGCUGCUUUUCCUGCUGGCUGCCGGAGUCCUGGGGAUGGAGGCUGCCUCUCCGCCGCCGGGCAAGAUCGCUGUGGUGGGAGCUGGGAUUGGCGGCUCAUCCGUGGCCCAUUUCCUCCAGCAGCACUUUGGGCCACAGGUACAGAUAGAUGUGUACGAAAAGGACACCGUGGGAGGCCGUCUGUCCACCAUCACUGUCAACAAGCAGCAGUAUGAAAGUGGCGGAGCCUCCAUCCACUCCCUCAACUUGCACAUGCAGGACUUUGUGAAACUGCUGGGACUGAAGCACCGUCGAGAAGUGGCAGGGAAGAGUGCCAUCUUUAAUGGGGAGCAGUUUGUCCUGGAGGAGACAGAUUGGUAUCUUCUGAACCUCUUUCGGCUUUGGUGGCACUAUGGCAUGAGCUUUCUCCGCCUACAGAUGUGGGUGGAGGAGGUAAUGGAGAAGUUUAUGAGGAUCUAUGAAUACCAGGCUCAUGGCUAUGCAUUCUCUCGCCUUGAGGUACUCAUGCACUCCCUGGGUGGUGACACCUUUGUGAACAUGACUCAACGCUCUGUGGCAGAGUCCCUGUUGGAGGUGGGCGUCACCCAACGCUUCAUAGAUGAUGUCAUUGUGGCCAUUCUCCGUGCCAGCUAUGGCCAGUCCGUACUGGUGCCUGCCUUUGCAGGUGCCAUGUCAUUAGCAGGAGCCCAGGGCAACAUGUGGGCAGUGGAAGGUGGAAACAAGCUGGUGUGCUCAGGUUUGCUGAAGCUGACCAAAGCCAAUGUAAUCCAAGCUACUGUGACAGCCAUCUCUCUGCACAAUUCAGAAGGAAAAACCUUCUACCAGGUACACUAUGAAGAUGAGGAAGGCCAAGGUUCUAGCUUCUAUGAUAUUGUGGUCAUUGCCACUCAACUGCAUGACAGCAAGAAUAACAUCAGCUUCCAGAACUUUGACCCACCAAUUGCUGAGUUUCCUGGAAUCUUUCACACCACUGUCACCUCCAUCAUCCAUGGCUACCUCAACUCCUCCUAUUUUGGCUUCCCAGACCCAAAGCUCUUUCCUUUCACUAGCAUUCUCACCACAGACACCCCCACCCUCUUCUUCAAUUCCAUGGAUAAUAUUUGCCCUGUGAAUAUAUCAGGUACCUUCAGACGAAAGCAGCCCCAAGAGGCUGCUGUGUGGCGUGUCCACUCUCAGCAUCCCCUGGAGAAGUCGGAGUUAAAGAUUCUUUUCCGUUCCUACUACUCUGUCCAGGUGACAGAUUGGCAGGCUUAUCCUGACUAUGAAUCUGCCAAGACUCUCCCACCUAUUAUUCUCCAUGACAACCUCUACUACCUCAAUAGUGUGGAGUGGGCUGCUGGAUCAGUGGAAAUGGCUGCUGUAGCUGCCAAAAAUGUGGCCCUCUUAGCCUACAACUUUUGGUAUCAUGAUUUGGAGAAAAUAGACCAGAAGGACUUGAUGCACAAAGUGAAGACUGAGCUGUGAAUUUGGCAAAAGCUGCUAGAGCAGACUUUCUGAGAACCUCUCCAUUAUUGCAUGUAGGCAGAGGGGAGGAUUGAAGGUUUACACUGGAGUUUUUGCAGGGAGGGAAUGGUAACUAGCACAUACAUCCCUGUACCUUGUCUGCUGUCUACAGUAAGUGCUUCCCAUAUCCAGAUGCCACUCUGUCUCAGAGUGUCUGUGAAUACAUAUCUGGGGAUGAACAGCUUUUAAGAAUUAGGAAACAACCUGGGAAGGGAGAGACAAUCUAAUCUGAAAACUGUCCAGGCUAACUCCUGCUUUAAAAUGGAGGGGCAGAAUUUUUCAGGCCAAGGGGUCCUUACCUGCUAAGCCAUGCAGUGCUGCUGCACAAUGUUUGGCAGUUUUGAAGGAAACUGCCCGAGAAGGGAUUCCCCUCUUGCCUCUGUAGCAAAUGCAGUCUUGGCUCCGAAUUAAUUUGUGCUGGGUUCUCUUCUUGUGCUUAAAUGUCUAUAUGAAAGGCAGUGGCAUUUUUAGGGUGGGGGGACUUGUUUUUGUGAAUUCUUUGUAUUUCUGCCACCCUAAGCAGUGUUAUUCUUUGCAUUGUUACUGUGCCUCAAUAAUUUUCAUCUAAAUGGUUAACCAGAGAACCUUGAACUGGAUCUUCAGAUACUGGCAAAAGCUCAGGUUUAACAUCUUGCUGACUCCUACUACCAGGGCAUGUGGUACUGCAUAACCUCAAAACCCUGCAGCUAACACCUGACUUCAUGUAGUCUUGACCUAUGUAACAUGGAGGAGGGAAGACUUCCCCAAGCUGACAAAAUAGGUUGAGCUUACUCCCCCUCCAAAGUAGGGCAAAAGGACUUCCAUCAUUUUCAAAACUAGGAGAAACUUACAGAAGCAUUUGGGGGGAGGGGGGAAUUCCUGUGUUUGACACAAUCUACCAUCUCAGAGAUGCCUAAAGAAAAUAGUAAAGGACUCCUCUCCCCUUAAAGUCAAGGCCAGCUAAGUUACUUUGGCAUGUAAGUCAGAAAACCCCCACACCUACUUCUCUCUGUCUCCCUGGCAGUAAAAAACAAAACAAAAGAAUAAAUCUAUAAAUAACAGUUUUCUGACUUUUCACGGUACCACAAACCUGCUGCCUAAGGCAGGCAUCUCACUGCUUAAUGGGAGGGCUGGUCCUAGGGCCAACAGUUUUAUCAAGCUGAUUCUGUGAGUCUUGAAAUGGAUUGUUGAUUCAGGAAUCUUCCUGCUGCUGCCAAUUUAAGCUCUGUUUACCUGUAAUUACUUUUUAGGGAACAAAGAUAGCUUGAUUCAGUUGAUUUCUUGAAUCAACCUGUUUUGAUGUUAGAGAAAAGGCUAAUCUCAUCUCCAUUGUCUAAGGUAGGGCAUAUAUACUGGAUUUGUUAAAAAGAAUAGUUGAACAUGGGUUUUGAUUAAAGAAUGGCAUAUCUGCAAAACGGGUGAGGAAUACACUUUAUUGUCAAAAGUAAAGCUGCCUCUUGGUCACAAUGAAUGGCAGGUGAAUUCCUCCAAUUUCUAGAAGGUGGAAGACAAGUAGAAGCUGGCUAUCCUUUAAUAAAGAAACAUCCUUUGUUGAGUGUUGGAUGACUGCCUGCUACUGUCUUCUCAAGUAUGGUUGAACAAAAGUAAGCCAAAAAUCAAGCUGUCAAGUCAUUCUUCUCUGAUGUUCAAAAACAGCCCUGUUGAGCAGGGGUGGGAAUCAUGUUCCUCUGCAGUUAUUGUUAGACUGCAAAUCCUAGCAGCCUUACCCAGCAUAACCAAUGGUGAGGAAUGUUGGGAAUUUCAAUCCAACAUUUGGAGGGUAUUGUUUUCCAUGAGCCCGAGUAACCUCUAUUCCAUCCUUCAUUAUGGCUUUGUGCUCCUAGGUAAUUGAGCUUACAUUGUCUCUACUGCGUAAUGGCAGUUCUUCAAAGGUCUUGGGUUGGAUAAACAAUGUCUAAGUACUGCUUGAGCUUGCUGAGCAAUGCCUUGAGUUUCCGGGAAUUGAACGUGGGCCCCUUGGCAUGUAAACUGUUCACUCUGCCACUGGUCUGUGCUGCUCUUCUUCACUGUGGAGACAUAUUCCUUGCUUUGUCAAGGAUGGAUGUGACGUGUGAAUGGCAGAUUGUGUGAAUUGUCAGUUGUUGGAGGUUUCCAAAUGAUCAUGGUUCCUAACCCAGAGAUAAUUUGUUUAAUGGCUUGGUUUGUGUGUUGCUCUUGCUCUGGCCUGUGUUUUCCCCAACAGACCCAGGCUAAGAAAGCUGAGAAGUGAUUAUUUCUAUGAUUUAGGUUCAAUGGAAAUUGUUGUCUAACAAUGUCUGGAGUGCAAAAGCUUCCCAAUCCUAAAAUAGUCUUUGCUUUGCCUUUGGUACAAGUGCCAAAUGUCUCUUGUUCCU
Molecule: messenger RNA, 4044 nt
Organism: Sceloporus undulatus (fence lizard)
Lineage: Eukaryota; Metazoa; Chordata; Lepidosauria; Squamata; Phrynosomatidae
Gene: PCYOX1L
Product: prenylcysteine oxidase 1 like
Exons: 6
Coding region: 164-1672 (502 amino acids)
Biological process (GO): prenylated protein catabolic process; prenylcysteine catabolic process
Molecular function (GO): prenylcysteine oxidase activity
Source: RefSeq, a predicted model, not a curated record